Quercus robur (English oak) is the source of this 2231-nucleotide messenger RNA. Its product is annotated as protein FIZZY-RELATED 2-like. The transcript is spliced from 10 exons. Gene Ontology annotation, biological process: positive regulation of anaphase-promoting complex-dependent catabolic process; anaphase-promoting complex-dependent catabolic process; positive regulation of ubiquitin protein ligase activity. The record is from RefSeq and is a predicted model, not a curated record. Lineage: Eukaryota; Viridiplantae; Streptophyta; Magnoliopsida; Fagales; Fagaceae. Gene Ontology annotation, molecular function: ubiquitin ligase activator activity; protein binding; anaphase-promoting complex binding. Gene Ontology annotation, cellular component: anaphase-promoting complex. Bases 328 to 1791 code for a protein of 487 amino acids.
AUCUUACGGUUUUUAGUUGAGACCCGAAUCGGAGCCCAAAAACCAAACCAGACCACCACGGUCUAGUCCUAGAUUUAUUUUAGCUUUAGUAAAAACCUUGGAAUUCGAUCUACACCAACAAGACAAGACCACGGUACUCUCUUUUUCCCGCAUAAUAAAAUAACGUUUUCCAAGGUUUCGCGGUAAAUUUAACCGAAACCCGCCGUGAAAGAAACUAAGGCAAACCUCAAAAUCUCUCUCUCUCUCUCUCUCUCUCUCUGUCUCCGAGAGAGAGAAAUAGUAGAAAAUACCGAACGGUCAGAAAUUUUGGCUGAAAGCAAAUUCAAUAUGGACGAUUCGACACUCCAAACACCACCGACUCAAUCAGCUCUGAGAACCCUAAUCGCACCAUCUUCUUCGUCUUCGUCGCAGCUGAAUCUCUCAGCUGAAGCGGCGUCGAAACACAUAGACCGUCUCUUAAACUCGAGCUACCACACGGGUCCCUCGAGAACGAUCUACUCCGACCGGUUCAUACCCAGUAGAUCCGGGUCGAAUUUUGCGCUUUUCGACUUGGUUUCGCCGAAGGCGAGCUCUACAGCUGAGGGACGAGAAGACACGUCAAGUGCCUAUGCCACGCUCCUACGUACCGCUCUUUUCGGCCCCGAGGCCUCCGGCGGAGUUGCUUUUCCGGCCACGCCCGAUAAGAGAUCCACCCCCAGCCGGAAUAUUUUCCGGUACAAGAGCGAGACGCGCCGCUCCAUGCACUCGCUUUUGCCUUUUGGAUUCGACGAGGCCGUUCAGGGGGUUAAUCAUAGCCCGGUCAAGGCUCCCCGGAAGGUUCCACGGUCGCCUUAUAAAGUUUUGGAUGCACCAGCAUUGCAAGAUGAUUUUUAUCUGAAUCUUGUGGAUUGGUCUUCGCAUAAUGUGUUGGCUGUGGGAUUGGGCAAUUGCGUUUACUUGUGGAAUGCCUGUAGUAGCAAGGUAACUAAGUUGUGUGACUUGGGAAUUGACGACAGUGUCUGUUCAGUAGGGUGGGCUCAGCGUGGGACACAUCUUGCUGUUGGAACUAGCAAUGGAAAAGUUCAGAUUUGGGAUGCAUCUCGCUGUAAGAGGGUGAGAACUAUGGAGGGUCAUCGGUUACGUGUUGGGGCCUUAGCCUGGAGUUCAUCUCUUUUGUCUUCCGGUGGCCGCGACAAGACUAUUUUUCAACGAGAUAUACGUGCUCAGGAUGAUUUUGUUAGUAAACUCUCUGGACACAAGUCAGAGGUUUGUGGACUAAAGUGGUCAUAUGAUAAUCGUGAAUUAGCAUCAGGCGGCAAUGAUAACAGACUUUUUGUUUGGAAUCAACAUUCAACUCAACCCGUGCUGAAGUACUGUGAACAUACAGCAGCUGUAAAAGCUAUAGCAUGGUCUCCCCAUCUUCAUGGACUUCUUGCAUCGGGGGGAGGAACUGCAGACCGAUGUAUUCGUUUCUGGAAUACAACCACUAACUCACACUUGAGCUGCAUGGACACUGGAAGUCAGGUAUGCAAUCUUGUGUGGUCCAAGAAUGUCAAUGAGCUUGUAAGCACCCAUGGGUACUCACAAAACCAAAUAAUAGUUUGGAGAUAUCCUACCAUGUCAAAGUUGGCAACUCUCACGGGCCAUACAUAUCGAGUUCUCUAUCUUGCCAUCUCACCUGAUGGACAGACAAUUGUCACAGGAGCUGGAGAUGAAACACUUCGGUUUUGGAAUGUGUUCCCUUCCCCUAAAUCACAGAACACAGACAGCGAGAUCGGAGCAUCAUUUCUUGGAAGAACUACAAUUCGGUGAUCAUUGCAGGCCGUUGGCUUAUGACUUCUUUGUCAUGUGAUAAUAUAUCGCGGGGUUGGCUUAUGACUUCUUUGUCAUAUGAUUAUUUAUCUCGGGUUUGAAUUUAUCUAGCUGAAAGAGAUUCAAAUUGGUCUGCUUGGCCUAACCCUUCAUUGGUCAGAGAAUUUGCUGGGACCAAACAAGGCUAAGAUGUGAGCGGAAGUGACGGAAUAUCUUACCUUGCAAGUUGAUGAUGAUUUUGGACUUCAUAUUUUCCCACUUCAACACGUUUUAGUUUGUAUAGAGGGAGAUGUUAACCAUUUAUUUUAACAGCUCCCCUGUAUAUUUAGUUUUAACUCUAUUGGUGUAACAUGCUUUUAUGAUACUUGUAAAUAAAUCGUUACUCUGCUUUUUGGCCAAUAGUGUGGUUUUUGUCUAUUAAUGACUUCAAUUCUUCAUCA